Molecule: messenger RNA, 2253 nt
Organism: Actinia tenebrosa (Australian red waratah sea anemone)
Lineage: Eukaryota; Metazoa; Cnidaria; Anthozoa; Actiniaria; Actiniidae
Biological process (GO): neuron differentiation; cell development; regulation of transcription by RNA polymerase II
Cellular component (GO): nucleus
Molecular function (GO): DNA-binding transcription factor activity, RNA polymerase II-specific; RNA polymerase II cis-regulatory region sequence-specific DNA binding
Source: RefSeq, a predicted model, not a curated record
UUGGGAAUAUUGUUUGGUGCACAGUAGUGUAGAACUGUGUUCAAGGAUUUCGUAAAUUUGUACACUAAACGCCAGGAUAGAAGAUACUUUCCCCAGCACAUCGUGGCGGCCUCUUUCUCGACUUUAUUUUUGGCUCUGACGCUGGCGUUGUGACAUUGGAUUACGUUACGAUAAUUUAUUUAAAUCUGAAGUGGUCUGAAUUGAAUCUGUUUGCUAAGUCGCUGAGUUUUUGAUGUUAUUACAAGAGUAAGAAUGGCUAACUCUACUGCUACCAAGAUGCCGUGCUCACAGUUCGGGUGUUCAUAUUCACCUCAGUUGGUCCUACACGGCAAUGGUAGCCCUUGUUGUGAUAGUAGUCAACAAAUCCAGGAUGGUUUACCUGGACAAUCCGUCUGUCCGUGUCAACUAGACAGAGUUUUACAGCACCGUAUUGCUUCUAUGCCCGUUAAUGUUCUUCCAAGACCACCGUUUGGGGACGGAGCGUUCACGAUUAGUAGCGGUUCAGGGCUAUCAGCCUUUUAUUCACCACUGACAAGAACGUGUGACUUCAAAGACAUGGCACAACCUUGGAGAGAUUCAUGGUACCUUUCGCAAGCAACUCGAAACCCUUUUGAAUUCCACGGCUUUGAUCCACAUACUCAUGCAGCUUGCACUCGCUUUGCAGAAAGAUUUUCGCCCAUCGAUCUAGCAGCCGCUGGAGCAAGGCGAAAAAACGCGACAAGAGAAACGACAAGCACUCUUAAAGCCUGGCUAUAUGAACACAGAAAGAACCCAUAUCCAACCAAGGGUGAAAAAAUAAUGUUGGCAAUAUUGACAAAAAUGACACUCACUCAAGUAUCGACGUGGUUUGCCAAUGCUCGAAGGCGACUCAAGAAAGAAAAUAAAAUGACCUGGUCUCCAAGAAAUCGUUGCGGAGAAAGAAAAGACGGUGGAGAUUCAAGCGACGUGGAGGAUAUCGAUCUGGACAUAAAUAGUGAUGAUGAAAAACCAUCUGAAUCGCAGUCAGACAUUAAACUUCAAGAAAACGAAGAAAAAGAAAGUAAGAAAGAAAAUAUUAAGAAAAACGAGGGCAGCGAUGAAGAAAAAUCUUAUCGGGACUAUCCCAGUGUUGAGUCUGAAAAAUGCGAUUUUUUUUGCUCUAAUGUCGAUGAAACAACAACUGCGGUUCCUACGCCAGCGAUAAGGAAUCUUCCUGCUAUAAUAACCAAGAGAGAGCUUGAAGUAUCUGGUAAAGUAGAGGACUCGCCUGUGAAAAGUCUUCGAAAGUGGGUCGAUGGCUGUUUUUAUAAUCCACCAAUGUCAUCGAGUCCAGUUCAGCCUUCAAGUCCUGUACAAAACCAUCAAUCUCCUCCUUCGAUUCAAACACAAAGAACUUCAACAGAAACUCCAGUUAUAACAUCAGCUCCGAGUUCAAAGACAUAUAAACAAGAGACGAGAGAAGUCAGCCAAGGAGAGAAAAGUCCAAGCAAUGUUGUUCAAGAAGACGCUCUCCGACCUGAUGAAGAAGUGAAGUCGAGCAGUAACAACGCGUUAAAUCCCUCCGAGAAAAGAACCAAUGAGCCUAAAAACUACAGAGAAUUUGACGCUGCAUUAGCACUAACGACACUUUCAUCGCGAUAAAAGCCGAAGAAAGCUGAACCAAACUCUACAACUGAACAUAAAAAGAACUUCCACGAAGGCAGGGCUUUCUUACCGAGUUCAUAGAUAAACAAAAAAUCGACUGAUAGGCUGAGAGAUGCAAAAGAGUCAGUAGCUAGUGCUCAGUCAGUGUGAACAAUUAAAAGUUAGUUGUAGACUAAAAAAGACCGGGUUAAACCUGUUUUCUAAUCGUGUUGUAUUUCAACAAAAUCAAAGCGUUUUUUUUUUCUCUCGUGUGUUUCUACUGGGUAUAAAAUACCAAUUUUCGAUGUUUUUGUUGAUGUCAUGUUUUAAGGAGUUAGUUGUGUGUUUGUUUUCUUAGUCCAUGACAAAAAGAAAAAUAGUUUUAAGACAAUCCUGGAAGGAACUCAAAGUUCAAAACAUCCAGUGCUAAAGUGUUUUUUUUACGAAAUUGAGAAGAUGUUCUUGAUAAAGAACAAUGUCUUAGCUUUCAAUGUCGAAGAAGUAUUGUAAAUUAGAAAGACGUGGUGUAAAGGAGAUUGAAUUUCCCACGACUACACCUGAAGUUUUAAUUUGAAAUGAGAGCUGGUUUGUAGAUAGGAGAAAAAUAACAAAUAGAAAAUAAUUUUGAAAUAAAAAAUGCGUCAAUAGUUU